Onychostoma macrolepis is the source of this 722-nucleotide messenger RNA. RefSeq names its product acyl-CoA binding domain containing 7 (gene acbd7). Gene Ontology annotation, molecular function: fatty-acyl-CoA binding. The record is from RefSeq and is a predicted model, not a curated record. Gene Ontology annotation, biological process: fatty acid metabolic process. NCBI's taxonomy places the organism in Eukaryota, Metazoa, Chordata, Actinopteri, Cypriniformes, Cyprinidae. The coding region runs from base 117 to 476 and encodes 119 amino acids. The transcript has 5 exons.
CUGCACGGUUUUCUUUCAAUUCCACGUUCCUUGCUUUUGAUGAGAUGUGAGUUAAUGCAUGAAUAACAAAACGUUUGGAUAGUUCUUUAACUCCACAGCUGGAUAUAUAUAGGCGCAUGUUACGCAUCCAGAUAUCAGGAUUGUUUUCAUCUGCAGCUUCUGGAUGUGCGCUCGUGAAUGUAUUACGUCAUUUUGCCCUUUAUUCUUGCUCUACCAAAAAAGCUGAAUUUGAGCAACAUGCAGAGAACGUAAAGAAAGUGAAAACCAGACCUACAGACCAAGAGCUGCUGGAUUUGUAUGGCCUCUAUAAGCAAGCCAUCGUUGGGGACAUUAAUACUGACAAACCUGGAAUUACAGAUUUGAAAGGGAAAGCCAAAUGGGAUGCUUGGAAUUCAAGGAAAGGUAUGUCAAAUGAAGAUGCCAUGAAUGCCUACAUAUCCCUGGCCAAGAAAGCCAUUGAAAAGUACGGAAUGUGAUUGGAGAAAUCAUCUACUUAGUUUUAGGUAGAUAUUAAAGCUUCACUAUGAAAAAACUGUAAGAUUAAAAUAUGAAUCGAGGUCAGGAUUUUUUUGUUUGUUUUGGGUUUUUAACCUGUUUUCUUCUUAUGUGAUAUAGAUUAACAGAUUAAAAGAUAACUCACUUGGUUUCAUAGAGAUACCACUCAACUCUAAAGAUGUAAGAAUAUAAUCUUGUAAUUAAAUAAAGAUGUCAAAUAUGUUAAA